Leptonychotes weddellii (Weddell seal) is the source of this 1193-nucleotide messenger RNA. NCBI's taxonomy places the organism in Eukaryota, Metazoa, Chordata, Mammalia, Carnivora, Phocidae. The record is from RefSeq and is a predicted model, not a curated record.
CGGCGCUGACACCUCCCACCAUGGACAGCUUCGACUUAGCCUUGCUCCAGGAAUGGGACCUCGAGUCGCUGUGGGGUGAAGACAUCUUAAACCAGAGGAAUGACUCUCUAGUUGUGGAAUUUCAAUCAUCAGCCAGCCGAUGCAGGAGUGUCUAUGAACCAGAUAGAAAUGUGUUACGGAGGAAAGAGCGAGAAAGAAGAAAUCAGGAAACUCAGCAGGAUGAUGGCACAUUUAAUUCGAGUUACUCCCUCUUCAGUGAACCCUACAAGACGAACAAGGGGGAUGAGCUCUCCAACCGGAUCCAGAAUACUUUAGGCAAUUACGAUGAAAUGAAAGACUUUUUAACUGAUAGGUCUAAUCAGAGUCAUCUCGUUGGCGUUCCCAAACCUGGGGUUCCUCAGGCUCCUGUGAACAAGAUCGAUGAACAUUUUGUUGCAGAUUCAAGAGCCCAGACCCAGCCCUCGUCUGUCUGUAGCACUGCUUCUUCCACACCAGCCGCUGUCCCCGCACAGCAGAGUAAGAGGGGCACCAUGGGCUGGCAGAAGGCUGGGCACCCGCCAUCGGAUGGCCAACAGAGAGCAACACACCAAGGCUCUCUCAGGACCUUGCUUGGAGAUGGUGUUGGCAGACAGCAGCCACGAGCCAAACAAGUGUGCAAUGUAGAGGUGGGUCUUCAGACCCAGGAAAGGCCACCUGCUAUGGCAGCCAAGCACAGCGGCAGCGGACACUGUGUUCAGAACUUUCCUCCAUCCCUGGCUUCAAAACCCAGCCUGGUCCAGCAGAAACCAACUGCAUACGUGCGGCCGAUGGACGGCCAAGAUCAGGCUCCUGAUGAGUCUCCAAAGCUUAAGUCAUCCACAGAAACCAGUGUGCACUGCACGUCAUACAGGGGAGUCCCGGCCACCAAGCCAGAGUCCGCCAGAGCCAAGGCCAAGCUUUCCAAGUUCAGCAUCCCCAAACAAGAGGAGAGUAGAUCUGGAGACACAAACAGCUGUGUUGAAGAAAUAAUUCGGCUCCAUUCCUGGCUCCACUUCGACCUCAGCAGUUCUGGAGAAAUGCUAUGUUCGGUACCACUGCUCACACCUCCACUCUCCGGAGACCAGCCCUCUACCAAAUACUGCUUUCCUAAACAAUUUCAGUUUCUGAUGAUAAAUCAGGAAAGGCGCACCACUGCCUGUCUCUCCAGUUAUUAG